GCAAUAGAAACGCUGACAGGCGCGCUGUUUCAGCGACCACCCCUCAUUGCUGCUGUCAAACGACAACUGAGAGUCAGAACCAUCUAUGAGAGCAAACUGGUGGAGUAUGAUCCUGAGAGAAGACUAGGUAUCUUCUGGGUGAGCUGUGAAGCAGGCACAUAUAUCCGAACACUCUGUGUUCACCUUGGUUUGCUGCUUGGUGUGGGGGGCCAGAUGCAAGAGCUUCGCAGAGUGCGCUCAGGCAUCCUGGGAGAGAAGGACAACAUGGUGACUAUGCAUGAUGUACUGGAUGCACAGUGGCAGUAUGACAACAACAAGGAUGACAGCUACCUGCGAAGAGUUAUCCUGCCGUUGGAGAAACUGCUGACUUCACACAAGCGGCUAGUCAUGAAAGACAGUGCGGUUAAUGCCAUUUGCUAUGGAGCCAAGAUCAUGCUGCCUGGUGUCCUGAGGUAUGAGGAUGGUAUUGAGCUUAAUCAGGAGAUUGUUGUCAUCACCACAAAAGGAGAAGCUAUCUGCCUAGGUAUGAAACUUGUUGUUCUUCUUGUGCCCAGCUAA
This is a messenger RNA of Pelecanus crispus (Dalmatian pelican), 558 nucleotides long. The record is from RefSeq and is a predicted model, not a curated record. NCBI's taxonomy places the organism in Eukaryota, Metazoa, Chordata, Aves, Pelecaniformes, Pelecanidae.